Messenger RNA from Trichomonas vaginalis G3, 663 nucleotides. RefSeq lists its product as uncharacterized. The transcript has a single exon. The record is from RefSeq and is a predicted model, not a curated record. NCBI's taxonomy places the organism in Eukaryota, Parabasalia, Trichomonadida, Trichomonadidae. The coding region runs from base 1 to 663 and encodes 220 amino acids.
AUGUUAGUCGAUGAUUGCAUGGAAACCAGUAUCAAAAAUUUGGAGCUGGGAACCGAUAUUUUCGUUCUUGAUACUAAUGGAUAUGAUAUAUUUAAGGGCAAACUCCUUGAGUGUUCAAGUAAUAAUUGGAAAAUUAAAUAUAAUGAUACUCAAAACAUAGAAAUACUAGAUGACAAUAAACGUAUUAUAGACUAUGAUAACAAAUAUUACCAACAAUUGUUCAAAACACAAGAAAAAGGCAGAAAUAUAUUGCAAGAAUUAGAAUCAUCUAUAACCAAAGAAACACCUAGCGAAAAUCAGCAUACAAUUACCAAAAUUGAUGAUUUACCACCAAAAAAGCUUCCAUUAUCAAUUAAUAAAAAUUUAAAUUCAGCAAAAGUCAAAAACAUACCGAAAGCGAAAGUGGAAAAGAAAGUACAUCAUAGAAUAAGACUAACAAUACCACCAUCUUUAAAUACAUCGCUAAUGGCAAAUGAAAAAAUUAAAUUAGAUCAAAAUCUUCAAAAUUUAAUCUCAUCUACAAAUAUACAAGCUGUAAGUUUCAAAUCCAAGAAUUCAACGAAUAAUUCCAAUUGGACUUUCUCGAUAAAUUUCAAAUCAGAUCAGAAUGCAGUGAAAUUGAGUCAAAACUAUAACUUCGAAUUUGCUUCCCAAAAAGUGUAA